UGCGCAUGCGCAAACUGAAGGCUGGAGGGGCUCCGCGAAGCAGACCGGGCCGAACAGGCAUUGCGAGCUCGGCAUCAAGAGCAGGUAGACCGCGCGCACACCUGACGACAACGUUCACAGUGGAUUGAGGCGUUUCAUCCAACAUCAACAGUUCACGUGAGAGCAAAAAUCAGUAACAUCUGAUUUUUGAAAAGCCCGACAGAAAAAGUUUUAUCAAAAUAGAGGAAAACCAAGAAGAGGAAGAAGAAAAAAAAAGAUACUUUCAGUUGCUGAGGAUUAAAAACGUUUUGUAUGUUCAAAUAGACCUCCAUUAUCGAAACAUAAUUUACUGACAUUUGAGAGGUCAGGGAAAGACCAGCUAACGCAUACCCACAGCCUUCCACCUCUACAAUCGUCAUCGUCACAAGACUUUGCUUGAUAGUUUCGAAGAAGGUGUCAACAGCCGCAACGACAAAGGACAAAGGAAAAAAGAAAAGAAGACAGGUAAAAGCAACAGUGGUGACAACACGUGGGUGAGGCAGACGAAGAAGAUGAGAGGCAGGGAUCGUUGCAGUUGUGGAUGCUGCUGGGGUUGUUGCUGUGCCGCGAGUGCACGGCUCACAUACGGCUGACAUACCCACAGGCCCGCAAAUACGACUUUGACUUUCUGGACAACAUCCGUACUCCGGCCCCCUGUGGGGGGAUGCCCAAAGAUCCUGGACACAGUACCAAACUGCAAGCGGGCACGAAGAUGAAGAUCGAAUGGCACCUGUCUUAUCCACACAGAGGAGGCUACUACUUCCAACUCAUGGGCGACAACAACACGGAGAUAAGCCGCUACCCAGCGUCUGGUAUGGCAGGACAGGCUGAUGGGACGUCUCUCAGCUAUGACAUCAACCUGCCGCCACAGUCGUGCAGCAACUGUACUCUUCGGAUGGUCAGGCAAGCGGGGGAGUGGACAGCAGGGUCAGGCCAAGACUACCUCUUCUGGUCAUGUGCAGAUAUCGACAUAGUCCCACAGUUGACAGAAACUGAAAUGUGCAGUGGUCACGGGACCUACAAAAACGCUAAAUGUGAAUGCGACCGUUUGUUCCAUGGAGAAAACUGUCAGUUCAAAGAUGAGUGUGUUGACGAUGGCGACUGUGGAGGUCCAACACAAGGACAGUGCGUGCAGACAGACUCCACUUCGUACCCUAAGAGUCAGUGUUACUGCAAACCCGGCUGGUUCGGAUCCACGUGUCAGAAAGUCUCACCUGUAGCCGCGCCACCUGUCGAUCUCAACGGGUACCAGCGGGUACAGCUGCGACAGGACAUCACUCUUCACUACAAGAUCUUACAGGACACACAGGAAGUGGAAGUCGUCAUGUCAGCCAAGACUGUGAGCUGGAUGUCCCUGGGAUGGAGGACUCGCGGAACUGGCGCCAGCUGUCGCAAUUUCCCUAACCUUUCCAACAUUAACUCCUACGCCACCCCAGAGGUCGAACCUGUCGCCGAGUCAAAGCCCGAACCUAAGGCCGAAGGGACAGCUAAACCCGAAGGCGCAGCCGAACCCAAAGCAGAAGUUACCGCAAAGCCUGCAGGAAGUGGUGUUGCUGAACCUGUCGCAGAAGUCACUGGAAAACCUGCAGGAAGUGGAGUUGCUGAACCUGUCGCAGAAGUUACCUCAAAGCCUGCAGGAAGUGGAGUUGCCGAACCUGUAGCGGAAGUUCCCGCAAAGUCUACCGGAAAUAGUACUGCCGAACCUGUCGCAGAAGUUACUGCUAAACCCGCGGUUAAUGCCACUGCUGAGCCUCUGGCCUGGGGUAAAGCUGAGCCUAUCGCAGAAGUCACAGUUAAGGUUCCAGCUGCAGAACCUGUAGCAGAAGUCACAGCUAAGUCACCAGCUGCAGAACCUGUAGCAGAAGUCACAGCUAAGUCACCAGCUGCAGAACCUGUAGCAGAAGUCACAGCUAAGGCACCAGCUGCAGAACCCGUAGCAGAAGGCACAGCCGAACCUGCUAGAGUGGUUGACUGUGCCAACGAGCCGUCUGGUGCUGCUGAGCCGAAGAGCGAAGGUGAACCGAGCAGUGAGGGGACAAGUGAGCCUAAAAGUCAGAGCGAACCUAAAACCGAAAGCGAGCCCACCAGUGAAGGAGAGCCCUCAAAUAAUGGGCUCCACCCGAUGGACUGCACCGACGUUGUGAUUGCUCAGGCUAAAGGAAACCUCUACCGGGUGGGAGAUUUCUACACUAGGGACCGCUCUACACCCGUGAUGGACGAAUAUUUGGGGGGUGUCAACAGCCUGACAGCCGCCCUUGCCUGGGAGAAGGACGACACGACGACCAUGAUUUUCAGGAGGAAGCUAACGACAUCCGAUCCUGCUGACCACGAGUUUAAAAACGAGCUGAUGCACGUGAUCUGGGCAGUGGGGCAGCGCCAGGGUGCGUAUCGCCACAGCCCCUGUUCAGCCCUGGAGACCAGUAAGGUCUCCAUCUCGGACUACUACAAGAAAGACGAGCUCAAAUACCACGGGGUGGGCGCUCUGCAGAGGGGGACCGCUUCUGUCAACUUCUUUUCUGUAAACAACCCCACUCCACAGAGCAACUGCCUGCGGGGGUCAUGCCCGGCGGGUCAGUGUGGGCUGGACGCCAGCUGGGAGUUCGACCCGACGACGGACACAGUCAACUUCACCCUGCGCGCCAACGUCAACACCAAUCGCAACGCCUGGGUGGCCGUUGGCUUUUCUGAUGAUUCUCUCAUGGCGAACACAGACGUAGUUUACGGGGGAAUAACUCAGGAUGGAACUCAUCACGUAUGGGACGGAUACCUGAAAGGGUAUUCAACACCAGAGGUGGACAAAGCACAAGAUGCGACCGACUUCUCGAUUAACUACGACAAACGGCUACCUGACCUUCACCUUCAAGCGUAAACGCGACACCGGGGACAAGAGCGACUACAACCUGGCCACAUCCUGCCCUCGCCUCUUCUUCGGCGUUGGAGGCAAUGUGGUCGACGCGCAAGGAACCAUCCGGAAACAUAUCGCCGUUCCCUACGUGUCGCCACAGCAAAUCUGCUUCCGGCCUUGUGGUGCAGUGGGUAACCCGGAUGUUAGUUCCAUGACUGAAAAGAACUAUAAAAUCCAAGGGGAGCUGACUCUUCGAAACGAAGUGUUUGUACCAGCCCUGAGUGACCCCAAGUCGCCAGAGUUCCAGAAACGUGCCGCGGAUGUCAUGAGCAAUGUUGAGCAUGUUCUUCGGCCCUUCUUUGGCGACAGACUCGUGGGUGUUACCAUAUUACAGAUGAAGAACGGUAGUAUCAUCGUGGACUUCCUGCUGAGCUCAAGUCUGCCUCUUCGUUAGACGAAGUCGUACAGAAAGCGAAUGCGACUCUCCGCGAGCAACUUCCAUAUGAGAACUUCAGCCUUAGACUUGCAGAGUUUUCGCCAGUUUCAGCCAAUGAAAUGCAUCAAGAAGGCCUCUCAGAAGUGGAGAUAAUCGUCAUUGCUCUUGCCGUUGCCCUUGUUGUCGUUGCCAUCAUCAUUGCUGUGUGCAAGAUUGUGGAGGUCAAGAAAGCUAAAUCUGGAUAUAAGCGAGGAGUCAUUCGAGAAUAUUCCAUGUCGUCCGGAAAUACAGCUACAACGACCAUGACCUACCGUGAGUUCAUAGCUUCCGGUGAUGCAGACGCGAGCUACGAAGGCAAGAAGCCGCCGUCGUCUGGGAGUUCCGCAUACGUCAACCACGCCUAUGAUGCAUCCGGCUACCAGAAGAAUGCACCAUGAUAUCCACCUGAUAAUCUCGGACUUGGAUAGUACAUCAACACAAAAAUAAUUACCUACCGGUCCAUUAAGCAGGAUAGAAGGAUAAGUAGAGAAGGAAAGAAUGUCACAACGAACUGGCCAUUAGUGAAACAGUUACAACAAAUUUACAAUGUAUUAGAGAAAAUUUUGCAACAAAUUUACAAAGCAUUAAAGAAAAGAUUACUAUAACUGUGGUAAAAUAUGUUGAUAGCAGAGAUGAAUUUUGAAAUUUUUUUUGUGAAAAUGCUGUUUGUAUAUAAUUCUACACAAUUUGCCAGACGCGAUUUAAAAAGGAAAUUUCACUGAUUUCUGUAACGCAUGCGCAUGUUAUGGUGGCCAGUGAAGAUGCAGAAUCUCAAAUAGCUUGCCUGGUGAUUGUGUAAGUAGAAGUUCCUCAUGCGUAGAAUGUUAAAACUUAAUUGUUUUCAUUACGAAUGUUAAAGGGUCAUUGUUUUCAUGGAUCUGAACAGUUGAAAUAUAUAUAUAUGUAAGCUUUUUUUCUGUUUUGGGGUGGGUGGAUGGGUAAACUGUUUUAUCCCGAGCCCGCAGCUAUAUCACGGUAAAGCAGCCGGAACUUGCCCAUAUAUUUCUGUUUUGUCUGUUAGCUCUAUGAUUUAAAUCGCUUAUGGAUCUGAAUUUUUUAAAAUCGCAUGCUGGGCAUAUUUUUUCUCGUUUCGUUUUUCCCUCCUCCCCAGUUACUAUAUAUAGCACAUUUUAUGUGUACAUUGGUGAAAUAAGUGUAUAUACAUGGCUGGAAGUAGUCGAUGAAAUAACAAUGAUGAUUCUGGUAUUAUUUUCCCGUUUUACAGCAGGUUUAAGUAAGGCCCGGUGAAUAAGCAGAGAUUUCUGACGACUUCAUUAGCAAAUAACAGGCAACGAGAGAGAGAGGACGAGGGAAAGAAUUCUUUUAAGCUGAACAAAAUCGCUAUACAUACAAGAAUCAAAAUGAUUUUAAAAAAGUACUGUUUUCAACCUGUAUCACACAUUUUUUGUUUAUUUUUUUACCUCCCUUUCUGUGUCUGCACUCUUGUUUAAUUAAUUUCCAUAUCAGAAGCUAACCUGACACGAACUGACUGUGAACAAGGGGUGGGGUAGUGGAUAAGAAACCUCUGCACCGUUCCACGCAGGUGUUAGAGUCCAGAUUUCAUCUUCUGACAUUGAAACAGUCGGCUUUCUUGGACAUAGCCAUGUAUCAGGAUUGGCUGUUCGCAGCGUUCACUCAGCUCGAAUGUAGGCAGCCCUACGGAUGCUUUUUCGCAAAACGCAAUAAAAACUUUGCUUCUUCACUAAAACUAAUGACCGCGCCAAGUUCUGUGAACUUUUCAUCAACGCUUAGCUAGUUAAAUGUUGGACUAAGGUUGUAUUUACAGGCUUAAAAUCAGCACGUGUGUACCACCAGCCUACACUGAGGUCUUACACAGCAGAGAAAUGUUUUCAAUAAUUUCAUUCCCCCCCCCCUCCAUUAUGUGUUGCUGCUUAUAUACAUCUAAAAUGCUAAAUAUUCGUAACUACUGUAUAUAAAAUUAAUGGACAUAUAUUAGUUCAAUUAACAAUACGCCUAAUCGUUACAGGUGUUAGAAUUUUGACGAAAUUAGGCUGGUUCUAAUGGACUAUGGUUAACGAUAUUUUGUAAAGGUAUAUUUUUUUUUCUUAAAAGUAAUGUAUUUGCAUUUUGUGAACUUGACGGCCUAUGUGUGUACACUAAAACUUAUUUGCAAGUGUUAGUUUGGCAGUGUCGUUUUGAAUGCAGCAACAGAAGCCCAUUGUUUGUUGACAAUAGCAUCUUUUACACCUCAACUGUAAUAAACGCUUCUAUUGACCUUUGA
Molecule: messenger RNA, 5580 nt
Organism: Pomacea canaliculata
Lineage: Eukaryota; Metazoa; Mollusca; Gastropoda; Architaenioglossa; Ampullariidae
Exons: 19
Coding region: 560-2887 (775 amino acids)
Source: RefSeq, a predicted model, not a curated record